CUGAUACUCUGUUUUCUGUCACCUCCUGUGGAUCCUUGGUUCUGGUUUCUUUCUCCUUGGCCAGUUUGAAGAUAGAGAAACAUCUCUCAAAGCGGUCUAUGUUGGAGGCAGGCCGACCUGGACCGUCUUUGGACUCUAGUCUUGUGUCCGUCCGGUGCAUCCUGCGCACGCGGCUCGUCUUCCCCUACGACCAGGACAGCAACGCUUCAGCUGAACGGCGGCGGCGGUCAAGUGUAGCAGGAGGCCCGGCGCUGUGGAGGCUCCGAUGGCCGGUUCAAGGAGCGGAGCUGGAGCUAGCGGAGGCCGGCGGACCGGACAACCGACAGAAGUCACGCUCUUCACGCUGCUGUUGGCGCUUCUCACCUGCUGCGUCAGGUGUGCGGAGAGCAGCAAACCCAACAUCAUCCUCGUGCUAGUCGACGAUCAGGAUGUUCAGCUCGGAGGGAUGACACCUAUGAAGAAAACGAAAGCUUUAAUCGGAGACACAGGAGCAACGUUUGUGAACGCUUUUACAGUCACGCCGCUGUGCUGCCCCAGCAGGAGCAGCAUUUUGACAGGUCGGUACCCCCACAACCACGAGGUGCGGAACAACUCCCUGUCCGGGAACUGCUCCAGCACUCUGUGGCAGAACGGGCCUGAAUCCCAGGCUUUCCCACUCUACCUCAGCAAACAGAAAUACCAGACGUUCUUCGCUGGGAAAUAUCUGAACCAGUAUGGUAAAAAAGAUGCCGGAGACGUCGGCCACGUCCCCCCUGGCUGGGACCAGUGGCAUGCACUGGUGGGAAACUCCCAGUACUACAACUACACACUUUCUGUGAACGGAAAAGAGGAAAAGCACAGCGACCGCUAUGAGGAAGACUACCUGACGGACCUCAUACUGAACCGGUCCCUUCACUUCCUGGACGACAGGAGCCCUCAGCAUCCGUUCUUCAUAAUGUUGUCACCUCCAGCUCCUCAUUCCCCGUGGACAGCAGCACCUCAGUACCAGAAAGAGUUCAGCAAUGUUCAAGCCCCUCGAGAUGGCAGCUUUGACAAGCCAGGGAAGGACAAACACUGGCUGCUGCGUCAACCUGUCAACCCCAUGCCAAAUAGUUCCCUCACAUUCCUGGACAAUGCAUACAGGAGAAGGUGGCAGACGCUGUUAUCUGUGGACGACAUGGUCGAGAUGCUGGUGAAGAAACUCGACAGCAUACAAGAGCUAAACAACACCUACAUCUUCUACACGUCAGACAACGGCUAUCACACAGGUCAGUUCUCGCUGCCCAUCGAUAAAAGGCAGCUGUACGAGUUUGACAUCAGGAUCCCACUCCUGGUCCGCGGCCCCGGCAUCAACCCGAACCAGAAGCUGCAGGCGCCGGUGUUGAAUAUUGACCUGGCUCCUACCAUACUGGACAUAUCUGGUGUCAAUCUGUCCACUGUGAAUAUGGACGGGCAGUCUUUCCUUUCUCAGAUGGCCCCGUCUCUGCGGAAUGGCACAGCACGGCCAUUUUUCCUCGUUGAAUACACAGGAGAGGGUAAUCCGACUACAGACCCUGCUUGUCCUAAACUGGGCCCUGGACUUUCUCAAUGUUUCCCAGACUGUGUGUGCGAGGAUGCUUACAACAACACCUACGCCUGCGUCAGGACCCUCGAUGGCAAACAGGACCUGCAGUACUGCGAGUUUGCAGACAGCGAGUCAUUCGUAGAGAUGUACAACCUGACGUCAGACCCAAACCAGCUGGAGAACAUUGUGAAGAAGGUGGAUCCGUCUGUCCUGCAGGCCAUGAACCAGCGGCUCAUAAAGCUCCAGUCCUGCGCGGGUAGCAGCUGCCGUGACGUUAUGUGAGGUGGAGGCCGACGGAGAAGCUGCCGGUCACAAACCAAACCAGGGCAGGGUGGGGUCAGUCUCUGAGCUUUUACCACAAGCAGACAGACGGACAUUUUCACUUGUUUCAGAAAGAAAAAACAUGUAGCUGCUCUGGUUUUCAGAUCUUGUUUAACCUGCAUAUAAACUUUAAGAUAAAAUGAUGAAUCACAGAAUGGUUUCUCCUCCUGAAGUUUUUCUGCAGACUCUCAGCUGCAGAAAUGUUUUACUUCAUUAAUAUUUGCACUUUUUUCUUUUUGGACAAGUCAAAAUGUCUCUUUCUGAGUUGUGCUCAUUCUAAUCUUUUGUUUUUAAAAUACCCAUGCUGUGAUUUUUUUCUACUUGUGAACUGCACUAUUACACCAAAUGUUCAGGUCAGAUAAGGAGUUUUUUUUUCUCUCUUAAAAACACAACCAAAGGUUUCCUGGUACACUGUUGCUGAUCUGAUCUGUAUUUGAUGAGAAGAUUUAUGCCUCUUCUGCUUGUCUGCUCCUCAUGAAUCCACAUGCAGCUGGUUAGCUUGCACACAUAUGGCUAUGACAACUGGUUGGAAUUAAUUUUUGGGUUAAAAAUCUGCAUAUUGAUGCUUAUACUAACAGUCUUAUAGCCAAACUCAUCAAAACAUUUUCCAAACUGUUUCUGUGCAGAGGACAGUUCUGUUUUCAUGAGUAUUUUUCUCUCUGCAGCACUUGGUGAAAGGGAAAAAGACAACCAGAAGUCUUUAAGUGGGCAUGCUGUCCCCUUGCUCUGUAUUUGCUCAAAUGUGAAGAAUGUUGUGUAGCCUGAUCUUUAUCAUCAUAUUUUAUUAGUACACUUGAUUACUUUUGCAAAGAGCGUCAAACCUGGAGGAUGUGCUGUGAUGUUUGUAUUGUUUUUUAAUUGUCACAAAUCUAAAAGGGACUUUUUAUAAGGAUAUAUUUCAGAUGAUCACUUUAAUCCUGUGCGCCUUGUGCUGCACUGAAGAGGUGCACGUGCCUUAAAUGUGAAUUAAUUUGCACUCUGAUGAAACUGAUGAUAAAUAAAGCAUUUAAACAUGA
Molecule: messenger RNA, 2880 nt
Organism: Melanotaenia boesemani (Boeseman's rainbowfish)
Lineage: Eukaryota; Metazoa; Chordata; Actinopteri; Atheriniformes; Melanotaeniidae
Gene: gnsb
Product: glucosamine (N-acetyl)-6-sulfatase (Sanfilippo disease IIID), b
Exons: 14
Coding region: 266-1825 (519 amino acids)
Biological process (GO): glycosaminoglycan metabolic process
Molecular function (GO): glycosaminoglycan binding; N-acetylglucosamine-6-sulfatase activity
Source: RefSeq, a predicted model, not a curated record